AUGCGGUUAUAUAAUCAUUAUGAAGACACCACUACUGCCUUGUCUGAGAGACCCAAACCAGAAAACACUUCCAAUGUCUUAAAUCUGUCUUCUAAAACAUUAACUGAAACUCAGCACAACCUUCUCAGCAAAGGUCUCAACUUUACUCCUACCCCUAAGAACAUAGAUAAUUUCGAAGUUAUUUCCGAAUUUCAAGAAUUUGCACUCAGAUUAAGACUUCGGGAAUUUUUCCACAAUAAAACCACUAACGUAAACGAUAUCGGUACACCAUUUAAAGAAAAAUCCACCUGGUCACCACCAGUCAACAGAGAACCACACUUAGAGAGCUUUAUUACUGCAAUUGAGAAUGAUGUAAUUCAAGCCAUAAACUCUAACAUAAAAGUACGGAAUAAUCUCUCCUACAACGAACAUGCUGCUCUAAUUUCACUGAAACAUGGGAAUGACAUUAUUAUUAAACAAGCUGAUAAGGGCGGCGUCAUUGUCAUUCAGGACAAAUCCGACUAUAUUAACGAAGCUUAUCGACAUCUUAAUGACAUAAACUACUGUAAAAAAGUAGAUUGGGAUCCCACCCCGGAAUUUCUUAAAAUAAUUGAAGACAAGCUAUGUAGUUUACAGAAAAACCAACACAUACGUCGUGAAACUUUACAGUUCUUUUCACCUAAACACCCAGUUCCAGGUCGCUUUUAUAUGUUACCAAAGAUACACAAACCUAUCAAUCCUGGUCGUCCUAUUAUUUCCAAUUGCGGUAUGCCCACCGAGAACUUACCUGCUUACGUUGAUCAUCACAUGAAAGAUUUCCCUCAAUGUUUGACGUCAUAUAUUAAAGACACAACCCAUUUUUUGAACAUGAUCUCUGACAUUAACAACAACGGAAAAUUACCCCCAAACACUAUUCUCUGCACCAUGGACGUUUCUUCUCUUUACGUAAAUAUUCCCCACGACGAAGGCCUAAAAGCUUUUGAAUCUUCCCUUUUGAAACUUGACAAACCCAACACUCGGACUAUUGUAGACUUAACUAAACUUGUUCUUACACUUAACGGGUUUGAAUUUAAUAAUGAAUUCUAUACUCAGACAAAAGGCACAGCUAUGGGGACCAAGAUAGCACCAAACUAA
Limulus polyphemus (Atlantic horseshoe crab) is the source of this 1113-nucleotide messenger RNA. RefSeq lists its product as uncharacterized. The transcript is spliced from 2 exons. Bases 1 to 1113 code for a protein of 370 amino acids. Lineage: Eukaryota; Metazoa; Arthropoda; Merostomata; Xiphosura; Limulidae. The record is from RefSeq and is a predicted model, not a curated record.